Messenger RNA from Mycena indigotica, 2556 nucleotides. RefSeq lists its product as uncharacterized. The transcript has 13 exons. NCBI's taxonomy places the organism in Eukaryota, Fungi, Basidiomycota, Agaricomycetes, Agaricales, Mycenaceae. The record is from RefSeq and is a predicted model, not a curated record. Bases 1 to 2556 code for a protein of 851 amino acids. Gene Ontology annotation, cellular component: cytoplasm.
AUGCUUGACAAGAAGGCAGUCAAUGCUUUGAUAUCGCUCAUCAAUCGUGUUGCUGCGAGCCCAGCCCAAUUCACGGUCAAGAACUACGACGACCUGAAUAAGAGAUGGGAGCAGGCAUCUCAACUCUGUACAAGUUUCAAGGAGUAUACAGUCGAAGUGGAAUACAAAGGGCAACCAAGAACAUUUGAGAUGCACGCUCGUCCUUUGUGGGACUGGAGCCUCGACUUGGUGCAAGAUCCUCAGUUGGCUCCAUACUUCUUCUGGGAUGCAGAGCGACGAUUUCGAUUCGACGGGACAUCAUGGGUUCCGUUUUACACCGAGCCAUGGACUGGAUCAGCCUUUUGGGAUGCACAGUCUGCUUUAGACUUCAACCCCGACUACAAAAUACUACCGUUCAUCCUUUACGCCGACAAGGCCAAGCUUUCCACCUUCGGUACCCAGAAAGGAUACCCGAUCAUCGCGCGACUUGCAAAUGUUACUGUUGGUAUCCGCAAUGGCACUGGCUGGGGAGGAGGACAAAUCGUAGGAUGGCUUCCGAUUGUCGAUGAAGAUGCAAACGAGUCGGGGAAACCAGGUUUCACAAAUUUCAAGAAUGCGGUAUGGCACGAGGCGUUCUAUAAACUACUCGAGGACAUGGCGAAGCACUCCAACAUUGGAGUCUGGGUUCGAUGUGGGGACGGCAAGAUGCGCAAACUAUUUCCUAUGAUCCUGAUACUUGCGGCUGACUACGAGGAAGCUGCUGUUAUGGCUUUGAUUCGGGGUGUUCGAGCCCUGUAUCCUUGCCCUAUCUGUUUGGUCAAGGCAGAAGACCUCUCUCGGCUUGAUUUAGCGGCUCCAUUGCGAUCAACAGAAGACUCUGAAGCGGUCUAUCAUAAGGCUGCUUCUUGCAAGACUGUCGAGCAGCGGGAGGACGAAUUGAAAGCUGUCGGUCUUCGUAAUGUUGAGAAUGUUUUCUGGAAAGUUGGACUGUCCGACCCUUAUCACGCACUCUCUUUCGACCGGCUUCAUUCACAUCAUAGUGGUCUGUGGGGCGACCAUCUCUUUGGCCAACUCAAACAACAUCUGAUACUCCUGGGGCCCAGGAAGACUGCUGUUCUUGACCAACAAUUUGACGCACUUCCUCGAUGGCGAAACCUCAAUCACUUCAGUGCUGUGUCAAAUAUAUCUUUCAACGACGGAAACAAACACCGGGACAUUUCGAAGGGUAUUAUCUUUGCGGUGCACAACAUUCUCACCGAUAACCUGGGUUUGCUCCUUCUUCGAUGCAUCCGGAGUUACCUUGUCGUUGAUACGUACCUUGACUUUGGUGUUCAGACUGCCAACACGGUAGAGGAGGGUAGGAAAGAGCUCCAGCGGUUUGGCCAGUUAAUCAAUGAAUAUUCUGACAAGUGCAAAAAUAUCGAGAAGCUGGCGAAGAAUUGGAACUUCCCGAAAAAUCAUCUUCAAAAACAUGCAUUUGACGACAUUCUGCGAAAAGGUGCUACGAAGAAUUUCGGAACCAAGAUCGAUGAAUCGAUGCAUGGUCCCGUUCGCGACGCAUAUCAUAACUUGACGAAUGGCAAGGAUGUAGCGCCACAGAUUCUUCGUUUUGUCCACCGGAGCACUGUUGCAACGUAUAUCCGCGAACAAAUUGAAGACCUAGAUGCAUUGAAUGCACCUCCGAAGAAGGACAACGCCAAUGAGGACUCGGAGCCAGACGAUUCUGAGUUGAUUGGAAACAGUGUUCUGGGUGGAAAGCGGGUGAAGAUCUCGUUCUCAAUGGUGGAGGAGGAGCACAAAACUGACGUUGGUUUCUCACAAUUUCGGACCAAGUUCACCUCGUUCUUGAAUAACUUUCUCCGGGCAUUUGGCCACGCAGCUAUGGACGAACAACCUCUCAGUUUCUUCCCAGCGGACCAGAUUUCCCCCUAUGGCUUCGUUAAAGUCCAUUUCAAGUCUUUGGAUGACUGGAUGGACACAACGGACUAUCUGAGAUGCUCCCCAAACUUCCACGGUUGGCCUCGCUAUGACGCUGUCUUCGUUCAAACGACAACUGGUGUAGUGAUCAUGCGGUUGGUUUAUGUUUUUGCUUUUGAAGCGAAACAAAAGACUUUCCCAUUCGCAUUGGUUCAACCGCUCGAUGCAAAGGUUGUCAAUCCACCGGCGAAGGACAAACUUCUUGGACUCCACCGCAUUCGGGCAAAACCUCGCCGAUCGACCGAGUUCAUUUCGGUGCAUUCAAUCAUCCGUGGCACCAACUUUUUUUCCGACGCAGCCGACAACACCGGAAAAGACCCCGUCCGCGUCGCUGCUGGACUCAAGGGAACACUUGCGCGCGGUGAUGUCUCUGACGAGGCGAAGAACAACGCGCAAGAGCGUCUGAAAGACAUGGGCUACGAGGAGUACAUUGCCCACCCCGAGAGCUCGUCUGACGUCCGCGAGAAGACCGAGGAGGAGAAACACGAGAACCAUGUGCAGGGCGGUUACAAGGCGACCUUGAAGAACCCUAAUGUGUCGGAGGAGGCCAAGGAGAAUGCCCGCCAGCAUCUUGGGUCGAGCGAAGACAAAGAAGUUUAG